GUGACAUUGAAGAAAAUGGCAAAAGAAACAAGUGAAAUACAAUCAAGUGGGCCGACUCCCCAAAAAAGUACGUCUGCUCAAAGUACGACUACUCGAAGGUCAGAACUACAGCGGCAACAACAAAAAUUAGAAAAAUUCGAUCAGUUUAAUCAGCCCAAACAUGGAUACGAUAAUGUUAAUGGUGAUAUGGAUUCACCAACUUCGUUUGAUGAAAUCGAACGACCACCGUUACGACACGUCGAUAAGUAUUGUCGCGCUCAAUGUUUGAACUUGAGUGCUCGUUACACCGUCGCAUUUAUGGCUAUGAUGGGUUUUAUUAUCUCAUUCGGUAUGAAAUGUAAUCUAAGCGCUGCUAAAUCCGAACUAUAUGGAAAGAAUAAUACAGAAAAGGAAAGAGGAGGAAUGGUACACUGGGACGCUGCCACAGAGGGCAUGGUUGAUUCAUCAUUCUUCUGGGGGUAUUUGGUGACCCAAAUUCCAGGCGGUUUUUUAGCAUCGUUUUUCCCAGCAAAUCGCAUCUUUGGUGUGGCCAUUAUAACAUCAGCACUAUUGAAUAUGACUGUUCCGGGUGUAUUAGAGAAUCUUCCCAUGUUGAUAACGAUUCGAAUUAUGCAAGGUUUGGUAGAAGGUGUAGCGUAUCCAGCGUGUCAUGGUAUUUGGCGUUUUUGGGCACCGCCAGCAGAACGAUCUCGAUUGGCGACCAUUGCCUUUUGUGGUUCGUAUGCUGGAAUUGUGAUUGGUAUGCCCAUAUCUGGAUUUCUUGCGCAAUAUAUCAGUUGGAAAGCUCCAUUUUAUUUCUAUUCAAUUGCUGGCAUCGUUUGGUAUUGCGGUUGGCUUUGGUUAGUUUUUGAACGGCCCCGUGUACAUCCAACAAUCACAAUACCAGAAAUGAAAUACAUAGAAAAAUCACUUGGCGAAAAUACGAGCCACACAAUGCCCACAAUAUCUUCUACUCCAUUUGAAGAUAUCGCGAAGUCAAUGCCCGUUUAUGCAAUUAUUGUUGCCAAUUUUUGUCGAUCAUGGAAUUUCUAUAUGUUAGUGCUGUAUCAAAGUAAAUUUAUGGAAAAAAGAUUUGGCUACAAUACGUCAGAGGCGGGUUUAGUUAGCGCAUUACCACAUUUGGUAAUGACAAUGAUAGUUCCUUUUGGUGGAGUACUAGCCGAUCACCUACGCAAAACUGGCGCUAUGUCAACAACAAGUGUUAGAAAACUUUUCAAUUGUGGAGGCUUUGGCAUGGAAGGUUUAUUCUUUUUAGUCGUUGCACGCGCAAGUACAGCGAAAGGUGCGAUGACCGCUCUAACAUUUGGUGUUGCAUUCAGUGGUUUUGCCAUAUCUGGUUAUAAUGUGAAUCAUUUGGAUAUUGCGCCAAAGUACGCUAGCAUAUUGAUGGGAUUAUCGAAUGGCAUUGGUACAUUUGCUGGCCUAUGUUGUCCGUUCGCUAUCGACUAUUUGACCAAAGAUGGAGACGGAUGGUCGGUUGUGUUUACAAUUGCUGCAUUGGUGCAUUUGUUUGGUAUAACAUUCUACGGUGUGUUUGCGUCAGGAGAAUUACAACCUUGGGCCGAACCGCCCGCUCAAGAGCAAACUGUAUGGAGUCCAUCCAAAGUCGGUUAUCCAACUGCUGAAACUGCAUUUAAUGAGUCGGCUGAUCCAACCACUCAAAUUAAUAUUAAUGCGGGUGCAAAUUACGGUGCAGUUGGUCAUGUGGCAAACAAUCCAUUUGCAUCAAGUGCCGCAUCGAUGGUCGAAGAACCAGUUCAACCAGAAGCCAGAGAUAAGUACAUGCACGGCACGACAGACGACAGAUCAUACUAAACAAUAUCCAAAUCGGUGAAAAAAUUUGUAUUCAUUUUUGGGCCAUAAACAAAUGAGAAUUUUAUUUACUGUUAUCAAAUAACUAUUUGUUUUGUAAAUAUUUCUUUAGAAAAAAAAAGUAUUAUAUAUAUAAAACAUGAAAACAGAUUAAAUAUAUUUACUGAAAAAUAGACGUUUCUUGAAAGGUAUUUAAUUACUUCAAUUAGAACAUCAGACGGAGCAUAGCCCUGAUUUGCAUGUUCUCAUUCUUCAUUCACAUAAAUUUAGUUAGGUUUUUUGGAAUAAACAAGUGACAUUUGUAGACCAUGUUUCGUUCAAAAAAUAUUGUAAUUAAAUCGAGAGCCAAAUAUAAAAAGAGAUAUGUCCCAGAAACAACAAUAGGGUAAAAAUUGCACUGAAUUGAAAAUUUGCACAAUGCACAAAUCUAGUUUAUUUUGAAAAAAUUCUCAUUUAUUUCGUUGUAUAGCACCACAAUCUGUCAGUCAUAUCUUAUGCACAUAUAUAUUUUCAACACUUUCAUUGUUAUUUAAAUGCACCAGAGAUAUUUUAAUUUUUGUUGUAGACACAACACACUUCGCUGUUGAAUUGUAAUUCAUUUAUUGUAAUGUUCAGUGUUUUCCAUUUGUUGAAGAUAAAUAAAUAAAUAACGCACAUUCUAGUCAAAUAAACAUAAGUCAUCAUCAUAUCAAUGUAUGAUAAUUGAAUAGAAAUAUGAUUGAAGCCUUGCCAUACAUAUUCGUUUUGCUAUAAAAUACCAAAAUAUGGCAUAGCAUCACUAUGCACUAUCCGAAAGUGCUUGCUGAAUUACAACGUUAGCAUAGUAUAAUCAGUGAAAAAUUUCAGAAUUUUAAUUUGCAUUGCCAUGGACGGCUUGGGUGAAUAUUUCUGUACUUUUUCCAAACAUUGCAACAUAUUAAAACAAAAGUAAAAGAAGAGGUUCAAAUUAAUGCAUAGUAUGAUUACGCGUACGUGUAUAUAGAUAAUAUAUGAUAUUAAUUCUUGAUUAAGGCUCUUGUAAGUUUUCCUGAAAAUUGCGUUCUACAUAUAUAUAUUUUGAUUAAAUCAUCGGUUCGUAAGAGAUUGGCUUCAGUAGCAUUGGUUUCAAGAAAUCACUGCGAAAUUUCAGAAAUUCUAUAUUUACAUUUAUCAUUUGUUUCAAUUCAAUAAGCUUUCUAUGUUAUUUUUCAUCUAAAUCAUUUCAAAGGUAUUAAAUUUUUUUCGUAACUUCAUUUCCACUACGAAACUUUCACGGAGCAAGACGGAGUCAGCGUUUUUUAGAACCUAAGUUUUCAAAGAGUUGACAAAGUAAGGGUUUUGAAUAAAAUAGAGCAUGAAAAGUAGAAGCCUUCUUUUCAGUGGUGGCGAAACUUUCUACUAAACUUUUCAAAAGACACAACUUUUCAUUUUUAAUCAAUAAAAUACACCGAUACUGUUAGCGAAAAAGCUAGUAAAAACUUACUUAUUUUAUUGAUAUUUUCAAAAUUCAUUUCUCUUCUCGGUAAAUUAAACAUCAAAGUAUUUUGUUUUUGUUUACUAUCCACCGCAGAUGUUUUAUGUUCAAAUAAAACUUUUACUAACGUUCGAAAUGGCUUUGCAUUUUUAAUUCAACAGAUAUUUUUUUCAGAGCAAUAUAUGAGAAGGAGGGGCACUUUGAGGAGCAGAAGGAGGCACUGAUGAGUGGAGCAAAAUAUUAAAAGUUUAAAAAAAUUCAAAUUAAUAAUAAAAUUAAAAUUUUCGAUAUUUUUUAACUUUAAAUAUUUCCUCCCGUCCUCCGUCUCCUCCUCACAUAUAUUGCUCUGAGAAACAGUCUCUGUAAUCCAUGUCUUUUAUGCUUCUCUUCCAUCAAUCUUUCUAACUCUGCUCUCAUUCUGGCCGCUAUAAUUUUUAUAAAUUAAAUAAUAAUUUCCUUAUUCUACAAGUGUAAAAAUAAUAAUUAAAAAAACCUACUAUUCAAUUCAAUUGACAUUAUGUCAAACUUAGGCGUUAAGGUUAUUUCAAGUUAAAGCUGUAAUUAUAAAUAAAAUUCUUCAAAACGAUGCUCACUUUCCCGUAAUGCAAAGUAAAACAAAAUGUAAAUAUAGCAAAUGGAAAAUCAAUUGGCGGUAAAUAGUGACGACAUGACAAUAAAUCAAUAAUAAAAUCUAUCCUCGAUAGAACUUAAGAUGUAAGAAUUUUAGCAUUAAGAUACCUUUAAGUCAGACAUUUUCGUUUAAAUAUUGAGUAUAAUUUUCAAAUGAACUGAAUCGGUAGAUCAUAAUUUUGUGUUUAUUUUUGAGAUUGAAAAUGAUGAAUUUGUUAUUCUCAUAAGUAAAUUUUUCGGAUCGGUUAAAUCGAGAUUGGUCGGGAAUGUGGAAUUAUAGGCUUAAGAAGAAUAUAUACUUUUAACUAGAGUGAUAAGGCUUUUGUUCGGGGCAUUGGAAUACUGUUUUUUUAGCUCAAAUUCUGCCUUUCAGUUAUAUUCAGUCGUAUCAAAUCCGAAAUACUUCACUAUCGUUUGUCAGUGAGUUUCAACUGAUUUAUGACAGAUUUGAAAGCAUUCGGACAAUAUACGACAUUGGAAUUUCCAUCAAUUCGAACUUGAAACUUACUCAUCCAUGCAUUUAGACUGUAUGAUGUUGAAACAAUUAUUCCAUCGAAAGAAGACAAGUUCGAAUUGAAGCUUAAGCUUAAUUUACAUUUAAGUAUCUUAUAUUAUGAUUUAUUUAAAGAAAUUAUUUAUAAUGAAAUGAUUAUGGCCAUACUAUUCAUAAGGUUAAGAUAAUUAGUUUUAAUUCUAGUUUUAUGACAUAAGAAAAUUAUUAUAAUUACAAAUAAUUAGUUUGUUUAGUUUUUUUGAGAGAACUCACUCUCAAAGGCUGUGUCGACAAUAAAUAUCGCGAAAAGCACGAAUGGAUUAGACUAAACAGCGUAAUAACAUGUAAUAUAAUGAUAGCAAAAUGAGAUGAAGCCACGACAUAAAAUGUAUAAUAGUGGAAACAAAAUGAAUAAAAGCCACUUAUAAAAAUUAGUCGAAAUUUAUCACACAUCGACCACAUACGUCACACAUCGAGUUUACAAGGUGGUUUUACUCAAUCCAUAUUCUGAGGAUAAAUUUGGUACGAUUUUCGGGAAUUUUAAUGCAAAUUUCGGAAAUGUUGGUACGAAUUUUAUCCAGAUUUUUUCCACAUUCAUUUAGUGAAUUAAAUUAACUAAAGGUGAAAAGGUUAAUUUGGACGAUUAAAAUCUCAAGUUCAUCCCUUCACUUUUACGCUCUAAUGAGUGAAUGUCAGAAAAUUGAAAUGCACCGACAUCGACUAUGUACUUAUAAUAUUUAAUUAGUCAUUUUCAGUCACAUCAAAUACGCAAACCAAACAUAAAGCAAUAGAAUGUUCUUCUCCAUAAUCAAUAGUGAAAUCAUGUGCACCAUGUGUGCUCGAUAUGUGUAUGUGUGUGUGAGCAUGUUUGAGAAAUUAAUCUAUAUAAUUCAAACGAAAUUUGUACUAUAUAAGGGCAUAAUUGUGAAAAAACGGUACUAGAACCGGCCACAUACUUGCUACCUUAAAAUUGCUGAUUUAUGACAAUAAAACCAAUAGUUAAAAAGAACGAAAUUAAUUUGAAUGAAUAAAUAUCAAAUUAUUUGUGUGAAAAUAGGAUGAGAUAGAACAAUUAAUAAUAAACACUUAGAUUAUAACAUUUAGAUAAUUAAUUAUGAAGACUUUUCUGAUUUAUUUUCUAUUCUAGUGUAUUUCGAUAUAAUUGUCUAUUUAGCAAGAGUUGACGCUUUCACAAACACUUGUGCAUUUUGUCAAUUCUUUUCGGUUCAUUUUUCGUUCGUUUUAAUUUUUAAAAGAAAUUCUGUUGCAAUAUUCAAUGUGUAGUUUAAACAAACAAACAAAAUGUUAAGUAUUCCAUCGAACUCAAGCCCUAACAAAGUCAUGUCCUUAAAUUGCAUCAUUUCGUCGAAUUGUGAUAUGUAUGAUUGCUCGCAAAUUGGAAAAAAAGUUCUAAUAGUAUUAAUCUUUCUAUGUUAAUGUGUGCACAUUUUUAUUUCGAUUUUCAAAAUACACAAUUAUAUUCACUUCUAUUCGUAUAUGCACCACACUAUUUCAUGCACUAGCACGUACUUCUUAAUUACUUGAUGCACUUUAAUUUAUUUGUUUUUUACACAGACUGUUUCUUGGAGUGUAGAAGUGUGCUCCUCAGAGCGCUUCCUCACUGCUCUGAGAAACAGUAUCUGCUUUUUUGUUCAUUUAGUGAAAAUUGUAUAAAACUAAAAUGUGACUCCCUGCUAAUUUGGAAUUAUAUGAUAACAAGAAGAUGUGUAAAUGACUUAAGUUUCGUCGCAAUCGAAAUCAUAGCAAAACUUACUUUUGAGCAUGAUAUUUAGUUUGAAUUAUGAUUAAUAAACGUUUAGUUCAUAUAUCACAUUUAGUCACUUCUAUUCCAAUUUAAAAAAAAACACCUAUAGCUGAUAAGUUGAUGUAAUAGAAUUGCUGACAGCAACAAUAUUCUGAACAAUAAACACAGUUGAAGAGCACGAAAUGGUCACAGCAUCAAAAAUGUGCCCAAGGGCCACACUCGAAUGAGUGAACUUGACUCUUGUUGAUGCAUCACCGCUCACAUUUGGCACACUUUUGAAUUUGUGCGAACAUGCUGUGAGUCGCAGCUCUGCAGUAUAAUACAGAAUAUUGUUACUCCCACCAGUUCGACCUUUAAAAAAAUGUUUAUCCAAGAACUGAGAAAAUAAAUUGAGAUCUCGUUCGAGAUAGAAAGAAAACCCUUAAUAAUCCGAAACCAUUACCUAAACGAAUUGCAAAAAAAAAACAUAUUUACGAUUCUUAACAAUUAUAUCGUUGUUAAAUGUUUAUAUAGAUGUAGAUAAGUCAAUUUGAAAAUAAAUGGACGCAAACAUGGUCAAAACGGAAGAAGAAGAAGAAGAAAGAGAAGAAAAACCAAAAGAAAUUUCAACCGCCAAAUGGUUCAUUUGCAAUGCUGUAUUUAGGACAAAAUUAAUUUCAUUGUGAAUAAUUAUUAUAAAAUUAAAAAGAAGUUUUUAAACAUAAAAUAAACAACAAAAUCACACACCCAUACAAGAAAUAUCAAUUAAAAAUGAGAUGAACGAUGGAGCUUCGAAUCACAGUGAACAUAAAACGGCAAUAGACAUGACCUAGAUCAAUAAAACACCGAAUAUUUAUCAAUACAUUAAAAUAUAUAUACACACACGCAAAACCGUCGGUCGAUCAGUUUGCAUUUUGCAUAUAAUAUUAAAAAAUGAAUAUUUAGAUUGAGUGUAUGAAUGUUGAGAAAUGAAAUUGGGAAUGUAAACAGUAACAACAAACAAAUAUCACGCAGCAUCAAAAUGAAAACGCUUAAGAUAAAUUAUUAUAGCCAAAUAUAUCAUUGGAAAUGAAAAUGACAUUGAUUAUAUAUAUAUAUCCACAAAACAACGAUGCAAGAUUGUGACUUUGUUCCAAACAAAAAAAAAAAGAAAAUGCGCAAGUUGUCAAAUUUCAACAGUAUACAAUGGACAAACCGACAACAAAUAAGAGAAAACAACAAAUUCUUCCCAUAAAUUAAUCUGUUGGACAUAAUUUAGAGUAUUUUGAGAAAAAGUUAAAAAAAAACACAAAUGCGAAUUACAAACCAAAAUCAUUUGAAUUGUAUAAAACAAACGGCUAUUGCCAUUAAAUCAUUUCAUGAAUGGAUUUAAAGAAGAAAGCAAGAGAAAUAAUAAAAUGGCAGAGAUAAAAAUUAACAAUUAUUCAAUGAAAAAAAGAAAUAUAAGUAUUUCCAAACCAAAUUGACUAUACUAUUCCAAUUGAAAGACAAAAACAUAACAUUAGUUGAACAUUUCAUUCAUUACACAUACAAUUUAUUUAAUAAAAAUUAUUAACAACUUUAAAAUUAUAAGUCUGUCAGAUACGAAGAAAAACAAAACACACAUUCAGAUUUUUGCUCAUACCACAAAUACCAUAGAAAACAGAGAAAAAAAUACAAAUUAUGAAAAAAUGAGGAAAAAAACACAACAUAUAACAUUGAAAAAUGUAAUUUCAAAAAUAGAGACAGAAUAAUAAAUCUUAUUAUAUACUGUUUAAAUAAGUCAA
Molecule: messenger RNA, 7898 nt
Organism: Contarinia nasturtii (swede midge)
Lineage: Eukaryota; Metazoa; Arthropoda; Insecta; Diptera; Cecidomyiidae
Gene: VGlut
Product: vesicular glutamate transporter 1
Exons: 11
Coding region: 16-1815 (599 amino acids)
Biological process (GO): transmembrane transport; neurotransmitter loading into synaptic vesicle; monoatomic anion transport
Cellular component (GO): synaptic vesicle membrane; excitatory synapse
Molecular function (GO): neurotransmitter transmembrane transporter activity; L-glutamate transmembrane transporter activity
Source: RefSeq, a predicted model, not a curated record